AUGAUGAUGACCCAGUCUUCCUACUACGGCGGUGACUUCGACUCCUUCUCCCGCUCAAGUCACCGAGCACCCACUGCGGCUCACUACGACCGAGCUGUCCCAUACACUCACACUUACUACGAGCCGCCAGACUAUCCUGGACGCGCCGGCUCUCGUGCGCUAAUCCAGGAGCAAGGCCAGGAUAACCAACCUUCUGCACACGCUCGAAGGCGAAUUCAAGUAGCCUGCUCCCGAUGUAGGAGACGUAAGAUCAAAUGUACCGGCGAUCCUGGAGAUGGCAGUGGUUGCUCAGCUUGUCGAUCUGCUGGAGCAGACAGGAACACGUGCACAUUCAUUCGAGUGGGGAGCCAUCCCGUGUCUGGCAUAGAUCUCAUGCCCGCGAGCAGCAGCAUGGCAGGAGGCACACCGUCGACAGCCACAUACGGCACCGAUGUCACGACAAGCGCCUACGAUGCUGGCCUGUAUCAGACGCACCACCGUCCUUCACUGCCUAUGUUACAGACGCGCUCGGCCUACCCUGAGUACGACACCUACAACGCAUCACCAGCUGACGAUUAUACCUACGCAUCAUCAAGCAUACAGCGCCAACCAACAUACACAAGCGGCUAUGGCGCUGAAAGCUUUCGUCCAUGGACGAGUGGGUCCAUCUCAGCACCCGUGACAUCUGGCAGCAUGUACUACGAGCCUGGAUCAGCAUUCAGUUUUGGCAAUCUGCAGGUGCCGGCGAUGCCCGCAGGUCGUUUACCGAGUGUCACGGCGGAGGCCUUCUCACCGCUCAACAUGGGAUCGCUACACUCCUCACUCCCCACGCAAACAGUACAAGAGCGCCGCUUGCCCAUGCCGUACACACAGUCGUACGCACAGCCCGCGCAUUCAGCGGCAGAAGUCCCCCAAAUCCGUUCCCUGGGCUCUGUCUCUGAUGGGCGCAUGGUGAUCAAUGGCGUUCACAGCCGUAACAGCAUGCCUUGGUCGAUGGACAACACCUCUCUCACACCCAGCGCUCGUCACGGCUCCCUGAGCGGUGCAUCAGCCGUGCAGUCGCAGCAUGGUCUUCCAAUGCCAACAUCCACAGGUUCAAUGACCGAGCCGACCAUCUUGGGCUACCAAUUCAGCACCUCUUGCACCAGCCCAGAAGUCUCUCCCACCUCAGGCCCGACACUGUCAGAGAGCUUCUCAAGCACGUCGACCGCCGGCUCCAUCAUGCCACCGCCGGCCCACUUCCGCUACUCCAACCACCACAGCCACAGACAUCACAACACAGCGAAGUCCCCUCGCCCAUCUUCAGCUCGUGCCGCUGCCGCCAGUCUGUACAGUUUCAGCGCAGGCGUUGACACUACAGACCGAGGCACCACGUCCGACCGACACGGCAGCACCGACGAUAGCGUGCUGAGUGCGACUCCACAGCACAACUACAUGCCGCCGCUUCGACACCCUCAGCCUCAGCACACCGCGAGUCUGGAUGAGUUGCGACGGCGCUCGUCGAAUGAUGAGCGUGCUACGACUCAUCGUAUGUCGGUCUCGAACCUCAAUGCGAGGUAUUGA
Molecule: messenger RNA, 1542 nt
Organism: Zasmidium cellare ATCC 36951
Lineage: Eukaryota; Fungi; Ascomycota; Dothideomycetes; Mycosphaerellales; Mycosphaerellaceae
Exons: 3
Coding region: 1-1542 (513 amino acids)
Biological process (GO): regulation of DNA-templated transcription
Molecular function (GO): zinc ion binding; DNA-binding transcription factor activity, RNA polymerase II-specific
Source: RefSeq, a predicted model, not a curated record